Molecule: messenger RNA, 2997 nt
Organism: Fusarium keratoplasticum
Lineage: Eukaryota; Fungi; Ascomycota; Sordariomycetes; Hypocreales; Nectriaceae
Exons: 2
Coding region: 1-2997 (998 amino acids)
Biological process (GO): glutathione metabolic process
Cellular component (GO): cytosol
Molecular function (GO): 5-oxoprolinase (ATP-hydrolyzing) activity
Source: RefSeq, a predicted model, not a curated record
AUGACUACAGGCACAGCAUCACGACGCCUGCGGAUUGGCAUCGAUGUCGGAGGAACAAACACCGACGGCGCCAUCAUCGACCCUUUCCAGACCUCUGCUCCGGAUCGAGGCGUUGUAGCAUGGCACAAGGAACCAACAACGACCAAUCCUAGUGUUGGCAUCGACAAUGCCAUCGCCAACAUGCUCUCGUCGGCUGCCAUCAGCCCUGACGACAUUGCAAGCGUGACUAUCGGCACCACCCAUUUCGUCAACGCUGUGAUAGAGAGAGAUGCAGCAAGGCUGUCUCGAGUUGCUGUUCUUCGUCUUUGCGGACCCUUCUCAAAACACACCCUUCCUUGUGUGGACUGGCCUGCCGAUAUGCGAGACCUCAUUCUGGGCCAUCACGCUCUCCUCAAGGGUGGAUUGGAAGUUGAUGGACAUUUGAUCUCUGACAUCGACCAAGACGAGAUCAAGGAGCAAUGUGCCAUUAUCCAACAAAAGGGCAUUAAGAGCGUGGUUGUAAUCGGCAUUUUCAGCCCCAUCGACACGGUGGAAAGGCAAGAAGAGAGGGCCGCGGAGAUUAUCAAGGCUCAGAUCCCUGAUAUCGAUGUUGUGUGUUCCAAAGAAGUUGCCAACCUUGGCUUCCUUGAACGAGAGAAUGCCGCUAUCCUGAACGCUUCUAUUCUACCCUUCGCCCGAAAAACCAUUCGGUCCUUCCAUCAACCCAUCAGACGGCUUGGUAUGAAGUGCCCUAUCUUUAUUAGCCAGAACGACGGCACUGUUCUUUCUGGUGACCUCGCCGCGCGAUUACCUAUCCGAACCUUCUCAAGUGGCCCAACCAACAGUAUGAGAGGUGCUGCAUUUUUGGUGCAAGGGGAACUCAACGAAGCAAUGAUGGUGGUCGACAUAGGAGGAACCACAACUGACGUGGGCCUAUUGUUGGAAACUGGCUUCCCUCGUCAACAGGCAGCCUACAACGAUCUUUCGGGUGUGAGAAUGAACUUUUCCUGCCCAGACAUCAAGAGCAUCGGCCUUGGUGGAGGCUCCAUCGUGCGAAAAGACAGCGGCGUGUCAGUCGGACCUGACAGUGUGGGAUAUAAACUAACCCAGGAAGCUGUCGUCUUUGGCGGAAAGGUACUGACCUCGACUGAUUGCGCCGUCCUAGCCAACCCAAGCUUGAAGAUCGGAGACUCGGCUCUGGUUCAAGGCGCACUCUCGGACGACCAACUCUCCAAGGUCACCUUGGUGAUUCAGCACAAGCUGGAAAAGAUUAUCGACACCAUGAAGACAUCACCCCAAGAUAUACCCGUCAUUCUCGUUGGAGGUGGAGCUGUCAUUGCCCCCGAUGACCUCAAGGGAGCAAGCAAGGUGCUGAAGCCCAAGUGGUCACAGGUUGCCAAUGCAAUCGGCGCCGCCAUAGCGAGAGUGAGUGCUGUCGUGGAUACCGUCAAAUCAACUGCAUCGAAGUCGACCGCCGAGCUCCUCGAAGAAGUCAGCCAAGAGGCUAUUGAGAAGACUGUCGCAGCCGGCGGGUUACGGUCGACUGUCAGCAUUGUCGAGAAGGAGACGCUGCCGCUCCAGUACAUUGCCAAUAAGACUCGCUUUGUUGUUCGGGCUACCGGAGACUUUGACUUCUCGAGAGAGGAUAUUGUGUCCGAGUCGCAGGACGAGUCAGAUGAACCCCUGGAUAUGGAUCACUAUGAGAAGACAGCAAAGGACAAGGACUCUCAACGAGAUACGCAAGCUGAAGACGACUUUGAUAUCCUCGCCUAUCGCCCACAAGUGAAGAAUCGCAUCUGGAACGUUUCAGAGCGCGACGUGGAAUGGAUCUCAACAGGUGCCUACAUCCUUGGAACAGGAGGCGGCGGAAAUCCUUACGGGUUAAUGAUUCGACUUCGAACUCUACUACGAAACGGGACCACGAUCCGUGUGGUGAACCCCGAAGACCUCUCCGAUGAUGCUCAGGUUGGUUGUGGCGGCGGAGCAGGCAGUCCUACUGUCGCCAUUGAGAAGCUGGCAGGCGACGAGCUCCUCGAGGCGCAGCAUGAGUUGUACAAGAUCUGCGAGAAAUCAGCUACUCACAUGAUUUCCGUCGAAAUUGGAGGUGCAAAUGGCCUCUCUGGGCUGCUGUUGGGAUCUAGUGCACAAAUGGACGUUCCGACCGUGGACGGCGACUGGAUGGGUAGAGCAUACCCGACGAAAUGGCAGACAACCCCGGUGGUCUUCAAGGAGAGGGAGACCAUCUGGUCCCCAAUCGCACUCAGCGACGGCAACGGCAACGUGAUCAUCAUGCCCAAGGCGUCCUCUGACGCCGCUGUUGAGCGUAUUCUGCGAGCUGCCUUAAGCGAGAUGGGCUCCCAGGUGGGAGGUGCAGACGCACCAGUCACAGGCGCAGAGACAAAACGCUGGGUUGUCAAGCACACGCUGUCUCAAGCGUGGAGGAUUGGACGUGCAGUUGCGAGAGCUCGCAAGGAGAACAGGGUGGACAAUGUUGCUGAGACAAUCAUCGACGAGUGUGGAGGGCCCGGAGCUGGAAAGGUUCUCUGGAAGGGCAAGAUUGUUGGCGUCGAGAGGACUCUAAGAAACGGUCAUGUUUAUGGCGAGUGUCUCAUCGAGGGUGCAGAUGUCAGGGAUGAUGACAAUGGCACGGCUGGAGACCAAGCCUCGGCGCAAUUCAGGGGUAUCAUCAAGAUCCCCUUCAAGAACGAAAACAUCGCCGCUAUCAGAGUCCACCCUGACCGGAAGGAGGAAAGACAGGAGGAUGUGCUCGCCAUAGUCCCUGACUUGGUGUGCCUGAUCGACGCACAGAGUGGGGAGGCAGUCGGGACACCCGAGUACCGAUAUGGAUUGCUCGUUGUCGUGCUUGGUAUUGCGGCAAGCGACCGAUGGACCGGUUCGGAACGGGGUAUCGAGAUUGGAGGGCCCAAAGGUUUCGGCUUUGACCACCUCAAGUUUGAGCCAUUGGGCAAGUAUACGGAGCCCAAGAGUGUCAUUGAUGAGUUUGAUGAGUCUUCUUAG